This is a messenger RNA of Solenopsis invicta (red fire ant), 3260 nucleotides long. It is a transcript of the gene EDTP, whose product is annotated as myotubularin-related protein 14. The transcript is spliced from 7 exons. The coding region runs from base 786 to 2690 and encodes 634 amino acids. The record is from RefSeq and is a predicted model, not a curated record. Gene Ontology annotation, molecular function: phosphatidylinositol-3-phosphate phosphatase activity. Lineage: Eukaryota; Metazoa; Arthropoda; Insecta; Hymenoptera; Formicidae. Gene Ontology annotation, biological process: dephosphorylation.
GAUAACCUUAAAAGUACGGGAACGUGACCGCGAUAGGGCGACCGCGUGAUACGUGUGCGUGUGAUAAUCGCUUUUGGACGGCUCUUCCGUUAAUUGACGAUUGAAACGUAUUCAUACGUGCCGAACGUGCAUACGAAGGCCGAGUUUCUUCGUUUCUUGAAAGCGCGAAGUAGGAGCAUGCGAAUAUACACGGGUACUUCUAAGCUGAAAUCGCAAUUUUCGCAUUCGAAGAUGUUCGCGGACCCUCGUGCCCUCGUAUCGCAGAUUUUCUGCGAGUUCUUGGAAUUUCAAAAACGUAUUUCCCGUUGUAGAAACACGCGGACUGCACAAUAAUUCCAACGACAUAACGUCGUAGCAUUUCUACGUAGCGGGAAUUUAAAUGUCGCAUGUUUUUUUCUCAACGACUUUGGUGGCACAUGCGGCGGUGAUGAUGAAUUGUACAGUGUUCCCGUCUUUAGGUUAUACAGUGUUCGCAAGGAUCGUGUUUGCGAGAAGGAAUUGAGGUAGCAUGUUAUUCCAUUUUACAUGCAUGGAAGAUCAUGUCGUCGACGUCUGAAGAUAAAUUGUGACGAAAUGAAUUUGAUAAAUGUUGAUUUGCAAUGCCAUGUGUAUAUACCUUGAAUUCAGUGUUUGUGUCGUGUUUCUGUCACGCAAUAGAUACUGGCAACUAAUGCCUUGUGAAUUUAAUUUUAAUAAGAAUUUAGUGCCUCUCCUGGAAAGAUAUCUUGGGCAAGUUUCCUCUUCUAUAAGCAAGAAAACUCAUUUAGUUCGAGCCACAGCAAAUCAUGACUGAGAUUGGUAUAGAUAGUCUACGAAAUCUCAUCACGCAUUUUGUAAAGAACACAUACAGGACCAAAGAUGCGGAUGUCACGAACCAGGAGAUCAUGCAGAGAUGCAUGCUGCUUGCAGCCUUUGAUUACGACUAUUCCACAAUAGAUAACAGCAGAGGUGCCCUUUGCCCACAUUAUCCUAGCUAUCUUAUAAUAUUAGAACACGACAAGUUUCGAAAUUCAAAGAGCUGCGACACACCAGUGGCAUCAUCAUGCAUAAUGGAAAAUACAUACGAAAGCAUACAUUUUAGGAAUAAGCUUAUUAAACUGAUGAAGCACUCAAAAUUUGCCAGAUGCCAUUUAAGAUUUCCAGUGCCUGUGAUACUUUACAAGGACAGGCAUGUAUGCAGAUCUUCAACUUUAGCCAGUGGUGCGGAAAUGUUCGGUAGAGCUGGAUUAGAAUAUUUGCUAUCCAGUGUAGCCAGUGGCAGCGCCAGUGCAGUGCAGACAGUAACGCAAGUAGAGGAAAGUCUACCCGAGGAAGAAGCAAAGCUCACUGACUUUAAGAAUAAAGUUAGAUAUUAUGAUAUAGAACUUCUCAAGACUCUUAAUGUAGGAACCAUCGUAGACUUCAUGGUGGAGAAGAAGAAAGUUAAAUAUGGGAUGACCGUUACUUCGUCGGAGAAGGUAGACCAAGAGAGACGGUACAGCAACUUUAACCUCAUCUCACUGCCAUAUCCCGGAUGUGAAUUCUUCAAGGAAUUUAGAGACCAAGAUUAUCGAUCCAAGGAUCUGGUGUUUAACUGGUGCCAGAAUUACAUAGACGCGCCAAUAUGUGUACCUGAGGACUCAAUCUCCAGUCAAUUACGAGUCAACUGGGAUCAGUAUACAGAAUGGAAUCUAGUCAAAUUAACGCAAAACUAUUUAAAAUUAAUAUUGAGAUACUUACGUGAUAAUAAUAACGGAUUAUUGAUUCACUGUAUCUCAGGUUGGGAUCGCACACCACUAUUUAUUUCAUUGCUGAGAAUUAGUUUGUGGGCUGACGGGGUAAUUCAUACAACAUUGGAUUCAUAUCAACUAUUGUAUUAUACCAUCGCCUACGAUUGGAUGCUCUUUGGGCAUGACUUAGCAGAUCGACUCAACAAAGGAGAGGAGAUAUUUUUUUUCUGUUUUGAUUUUUUAAAAUAUAUUGAAAAUGAUCACUUUAGCAUACAUAAACAUUACGAGAGAACAUCAACAAGGCAUAGCGAAUCGGAAACUUUUCUGAUUGACAGCGAUUCUUUCGAAAUUAUUACAAAAUCCAGUUUUAGUCCCAAGUACAGUUCAUCUAGUUCUAUUGAACAAAACAGUGUAGAUGGUGAUUCAUCACCAGCUGCGUUUUUUACUGAUCCUUUGGAUAAUCAAGAUGACGCACGAAAUAAUGUGAUUGUUGCACACGGAAUACUUAGUACGUCUCCAAAUAAAGAAAGUGCUGUACAAGAAUCGCGUCCGUCGUUGUCUACAAAUCGUACAUCUCCGAUUGGCGUUCCCAUACCACGAAAUUCGCAUGUUCGACAACGAAACGAUUCAACGUCUUCAGGCGAUUCAUGGCAAUUAGUAACAGGAACUGGUAGUUUGUGUGGGUCCACAACUGCUAAUGCUCUACACUUGGAUAACGUAUUGCCACCCGAUUCAGAUUGUAAACCAUCAUGUGGUACUUGUCGUAAAACUCGGCGCACAUCACAAGAACGCGGCGCAAAUGUAAAUGACGAUGAGACUUGCGUAUCACAUACACAACGUAAAGAACGGUUGCAUUGUCUUCGAAAUAUAUUUUACAAGGCUUAUGGACCUCAUGGAUUUCGAUUAAAGGACGACUCAGGUGGCAUCAGCCAAUACAUCGGAAACAUUGUUGGGAUGACUUCCAUUCAACGCACAUCCUAGUGACAAAUGUUUUUAAGUGACUUUCCAAGAGCAUGAGUUUACAAUCGAUUUUUACUAUUCUAAGAUCCAACAAUUUUUUUUAUUUCAGUUAGUCUUCAUUUGUUUUGCGAUACUGAAAACGUUAUUACAUGUCGUGUUUUUUUCGCUCUACGUUAGAGGAAAAAAAUAAUCCUUUUAGUACUGAACCAAAUGCAAUGAAAAUGCAAUGCUGUGUGGCCAGGAUAAAUCAGUUUUUUUUUUUUUUUUUUUAUUAUUUUAUACUAAGCGCAUAUAUGCUCUCAAAUCGAAAUAAAUUUAAAUGCAUAUAUCUGGCAACACUACUCAAAGGGUUAAAAGAAAUUGACUUCUAACAGAAAAAUAAAGAAUAAAUGCUCUUAGAAUACUGAAAAUUGAUUAUAUUGUUAAUACUUUUGUCCAAUUAAUAAUUUUAUAAAAUGAAUUUAUAAACUGAUAAUGAGAAGAUUGUACAUACUGUUUUUCUCAAGAUUGGACUGUUACAUAAUAUGUAGCACGACUUGUGCCGAAAUAACAUAAUAAAACUUGAUAUUUUUGUAUAUGUCUACAGGUAAA